AUGUUAAAAGGUUGGUUUUCUGUUAAUUAUCAGCCGGAAAAGCAGCCAAAAUGGGAUGACCUAAGGAAGCAAUUAACAAAUAGAAACGAACCAACAAAACAAGCCGAAGCUUUAGAACAAAUUGUUUUAUUAUCUUUCACUGAGUCAGUUCCUCCUCAUCUCCUUAUGCCAAUUAUCCAAUACACGGCAACAACAAUGGAUCAUCGCGUUAUUAAAUUGCUUUUCUUAUUCCUUGAGAAUAUCGAAAUCAGAGAUGCACGCGGAGAAAUGCGUCCUGAGUUCAUUUUGAUUAAUGACGCUAUCAGAAAAUUCUUAUUGAGCCCUAAUGAAUAUGUUCGUGGAGCUGCAAUUCGUUUCCUUUACAAAAUUAAUGAUCAUGAUAUUCUUCAACAAUUACUUUCUGCAGUAAUAUCGAACUUAGACCAUUCAGAUGAAUACGUACGUUGGUAUGCUGCUCAUUUAGUUGCUCGUCUUGUAAGAGAUAUUCCUGGAUUCGACAAAGACAUUGCUGAUGCAAUAACAGAAAGCUUUGCCCACGAAACAAAUCAGAAGGUUGUUCCAGCAAUGCUCUAUGCCGCUUUUGUAGCAUCACCAAAAGAAGCUCUCGAUCAAACAAUUAAUAUUCAGCAAUUUCUUUCACAAGAUAUGAAAUUAGCCAUCUUACAAAUAGCAUCAGCAGCUUAUCAGCGCUUCCCGCCCUACAGAGUUCGUCUACUUGAAACAGUUGUCGAUUUUACUGAAGAUGAUUCUCCAUUAGUCCGUUUACAAGCAGCCAACGUCUUAAAUACGCUCUCAAGCAGUCCGUCAGCCAUCAGAGCUACAGCAAAUGCCUACUGCGAGCUUCUUUCUUCACUUACUGAUGAAAAUCAACGCGCAUUCGUUGUUCAAUCCCUUAUUGAACUUUCUGAAGAGCACAAGGACAUUUUGGCACCUCUUGCCCUCGAAAUGUCCCAAGGAGCUUCGAUUGUCGGCAGUCUUCAUCAAAGAUUUUUGAAUUUAUUAACUUCAAUUGUCUUGAAAGAGUCCGCAAUCUCCAUAGUUCCUCUUAUCUCAUCAAAGGAUCGCGAUUCCCUUGAAGCUUUGAAGACUUUGCUCCUCAGAUUUCCAGAAACUUGCAAUGUUAUCGCAAGUCAAGUCGGGCCACUCAUUACAGACCAAAAUCCAGAGCUUUCCGACUUAUCCAGCUCGUUAUUGAAGGACUGCGGCAUCGCAGGAGCCCGUCAAGAAGCAUUUAAAUUUUUUGUUAUGGCAUUAGAUGCUUCUGACCGACCAGUAGUACUUGCAAGGUCAAUGUGGGCUGUAUCCGAGUUCGCUGAAGACCCUACUGUUGGCGCUGAUAUACUUUUGGACUUAUUAAGUUCAGAUUCCACUUCAAACCCAACAAAUUCAACGACAACAGUUAUCAAUGAUGAUGGAACAUACACAACAAAGCAGACAACAGCAUCUUUAGGCACUUUGAGGCACAGUCUCGCUGAAGGAUCUUCAUUCCUCGGAUUAGCUUUGAUUUCUUCUUUAGUUAAGGCCAAACUGCGCGGAGCUACAAUUGCUGACCUACAAGGAGCUGUCCAGAAGGCUCUUGGCUUCAAGAACGUCGAGAAAAAUGCAAAAGAUAUUUGCAAUUUAUGGGUCAAAGCAUCAGAAGCUCCAAAACUCGGCAGAUUAUUCAAACAAUCAUUAAAUGAUUCAUUUGAACAUCGCCGAAAGCGCAUUUUGGACCAGAAAACCGAAGAUAUCCAAAUUAUUCCAGCAAAUGUUCCAUUAUCAUUCUCAGUUCUAAUGAAUACUGUUGAAGAAGCACCCCAGAAGACCAUCAAGACCGUCGAACUCCCAAUAUCCCAACUCACAGGUCCAUCUGAUUCAUUAUACGUCGAAGCCUCCUGCACAUUAAGGAAAUACGACAGAGUAUACCACGUAACUCUCUAUAACAGGACCGACGCCGUCCUCACGAACAUUCUUUUCGAGUUCACAACCGUCGGAAAUGUUUCUGUUUUGAGAAGAAACGAUUUACUUUCUUUAGCUCCAUCUGGAUCGACGCAAUUCGAUCUCCCAGUGAUGAUCAGCUCCGGAUCAUGUGGUACAUUAUUCGGCGCAGUCAGUUUCGACUUCGCUGGAGCAGGAGGCAGCGACCACCAACUUUUGCCACUUGCGCCAAUCAACAUUGAUCCUUUCUUCUGCUUCGAACCGAAGAAGAUAUCUGAUGCAGCGUUCAGAUCCAAGUGGGCUGCUUCCGUCUGGGAGAGGAAGAUCGACAUAGCUACAAGUGAAACAGAUCUGGUGAAGUUUUUGAACAAAAUCGCUGACAACUUCAAGUUCGCGGUCAUUACUCCGAGAGAACAGUUACUUGUCACGUCUAAAAACGCAGACUUCAUUGCAGCAAACUUGUACACGUGCAGCUUGUUCGGUGAAGAAGUAGAGAUGAACAUAUCAGCAAAGAAAGGAAAGGAUGGCGUGAUAAACGGGUUCUUGAGAAUUAGAUCUCCUGACGAAUCUCUUGCAUAUUUGUUCGGAAAACUUAUUCAAUAA
Molecule: messenger RNA, 2523 nt
Organism: Trichomonas vaginalis G3
Lineage: Eukaryota; Parabasalia; Trichomonadida; Trichomonadidae
Product: intra-Golgi vesicle-mediated transport
Exons: 1
Coding region: 1-2523 (840 amino acids)
Biological process (GO): intra-Golgi vesicle-mediated transport; endoplasmic reticulum to Golgi vesicle-mediated transport; intracellular protein transport
Cellular component (GO): cytoplasm; COPI vesicle coat
Molecular function (GO): structural molecule activity
Source: RefSeq, a predicted model, not a curated record